ACCCAAACCGUAACGCACGACAUAUGCCUCCCUCACCCAAUACUAUUCUGAUCUCCCUCUCAGGCUCUCACUGAAACUGUCCCCUUCUCCCUCCUUCAAAACCCUCACCCAAAACCCGCCGCGUAGCCCACCGCAGUACAGCCCACGACCGUACAUACUAGCCGCAUCCUCUCACCCAACCCAGCCGCACCCUCUCACCCAACCCAGCCCUCACGACAUAUGUAGCUUCUCCCUCUCACGCUCUCACCCAAAACUCGCCACCACCAAACCCGACGCCCACCACAUCUGCUUUCAGCCGCUAGAUAGUUAAAGAUGGUAAAACCAAAGCACCUAAGCUCAAAAGAUUAUGAUGUCACUGAAAAGUCUUCACAAAAUCUUCCAAACCUAUCAUCUAAAGAUCGAAUAUCGAAGUUACCUCAAUCUCUACGACAUCAUAUUCUUUCAAAACUACCUUCUGAAGAUGCAAUGCGAACAAUGAUACUUUCUAAGGCCUGGAAAGACGAAUGGCUAACUUCACCUUGUUUGGAUCUCGCCAAAGAAAUGUGGGAUAGAUUUCCCGCGGAUAUCCAACUCAGAAUUAAGUUUGUUGAUUUUGCUUUUCGCAUACUCAAAAGGCGUAAUGAUUUGAACUGCCCAUCAAUUGAAAGACUUAAGCUGUUUUUGCCAGGCCCCCCAGAAACCCGAAAACCCCGUCUUGAGGAUCAGGGAACUAAAUUGCUUGAUUAUGCAGUAACCAAAUAUGUGAUUCAUGAGCUGAAGUUAAGCUCAUAUUCUAAGUCUCCUCACUACAGGCUUUCAAAGAAUGUAAUUCAGCACGCCCGUUCUCUCACGUUCUUGUCACUCAAAUGUUUGAAACUAGACCAAAAAACUAUAUCCGUUGUAGCUGUUCAUUGCCCUCUUCUCAAGUCUUUAAACUUAAGUAUUGUGAAUUUAGAGAUCUGAAAUUUACUGUCUUGGGGUUUCACAAACUUGUUAAUUUGAGUGUGACUGCCACAACGACAUUGAAAGGUGAUGAUGUCAAGGUUGAAAUUGUCGAAGCACCUUCUCUUGUGAAAUUUAGGUACUAUGGCCUCAGUGCUUCUCGUGCUAAUAGUCCGCAUAUUAUUGUGAUUUCGGAUUCAGCCUGUGAGGGAGUAAAGCAUAUGGACCUUAUUCAUGUUUGGUUUGAUCUAAGUUCCCUUAAUCGGGUUCUCUCAUUUGUUCCCAAUCUCGAACACCUUAAAUUAUCAUGCUACUUUCUUUGUCAACAACGCCUUGACAUAUGUAGUCCCAAUUUAAAGCACUUGGAGUUGAAACUUGAAAACUUGCUUCAGCAACUACAUAUUGAUGCUCCCAAUCUUACAGACUUUGUUUAUGCUUUCCAUGCUUGGGACUCUGAUGCAAUGCCGAUCAUAUUCUCAUCCAAUGCAUAUGCUUUUCAUGCCGAAAGGGUAACCAUUAAUAUAGAGUCUAGCAACAGAAGGUUAGGGAAUUUGUUGCAAAAUGCACAAUUUGGGCAAUUUGUUAGAGUACUAGAAGGUUCUUCCCAACAUCUGAAAGCACAUAUACCUAUCUUCUUCAAGGACACCUUGCAAUGUUUGAGAGGACAACAAUCUUCUAUAUAUGACUUUAAACAUUUGGUGCUUUAUUAUCAAGUUUGUGAGGGAUAUUCAUGUGAGGGAUACAUUGGAUACGAUGAUGAUGAUGAUGAUGAUGAGGGAUAUUCAUCGCCUUAUAAACCAGCAACAAGUCAAGUUCUUUUUACUACUGUUGUUGAUCCAGUACUUUGCCUUUUCCCAAACCUACAAACAUGUAUCAUUUUGCAACGCAACUCUAAAUGGGAGCUCAUGGAGUUGAAGCUUGAGUUCAAGUACAAGGGAUCUGAAGCUCGUGGUUGCUGGCAAAAACGGUUACAAGAGGUGAAGAUUGAAAAUAUUCGGGGAUCCACAGACUAUAUUUCUCCUUUGAGCGCUCAAUUUGAACAGGAAUUAAAACCCAAAAAGAUUGUUAUUCAGUGUUAAGCAUCAUCUCCUAAAUUUCGACAUUUCUUAAGUCUAUAAUUAGCAGUACAUAAUGUUUAGAGACUAGUCACUGCUCUUUCUACUAUAAUAUGCUAUCAUUUUAGGUUCUAAUCUUUCGUAAAGGAAAGAACAUCAAAUCCUUUUAUCCCAAAGUUAUAACUUAAUGUAAGUCAAAAACAAAGACAUUACAUUUCACUUGUGUUAUUAGCAUUAUGUUUGGAUUAUAAUUUUGAAAAGAAAAUAAAUAAAAGAGAGAGAAAGGAAACGAAACGGAAAAGAAAUGGAAUAUAAGAAAUUCUUUUUUGUUUAGGAGAGAAGGCGAGGUGAAAGAAAAAAGAUAAGAAUUUUUUCUCUAAAUAUUUUGAACUUUUAAAAGAUUAAUACUUUAACAAAAUUUAUUAAUCUAAUCUAUUCAAAUUCUUUUGCUACCGUUUUGUCAUCUAAAGAAGGGAUUACUUAUCCCUCUAAAUUCUCUUUUUUUUUUCUUAUUAUUUCCUUGCAUUCAAACACACCUUAAAUGUGACAAAUUAUAAAAAAAUUAAGGGUAGCAAAUCACAAAAAAUAGAUAAAUUAUUGUGAGAGACACAUUAGAUAUAUGGACUAAAUUCAAUUAAUAUAAAUUAAGAAGAAAAUAAAAAUGUGAGAUUUUUGUUUUGAGUUAGUCUCUUUAAGAGAUGGUCUCUCAUAAUAAUAGCCGAAAAAAAUAAGAAACAAGAGGAGGGUCAUUACGCAUUACAAAUGACUUAUGUCACAUUCAAAUUGUCGACACCCGAUAGCAAUCAAACCCUACAAAAUUGCAUACUUAAUCAACCUUAAGGGGAUAAUUGAUUUUUAGGCAUUAUAAUUUAUUAGUGCUAAACAAUUAAUCAAUUAAUUAAUCAAUUUGAAUUAAGUAACUACAAAAAUAAUUUACAAAUAGUCAAAUGAGUUUCAGUCAUUUUUCUAAAUAUUGCUAUUUAUGGAAAUAAUUCCCACCUCAUGUCAAUGGGAAACAUAAUUCCCUAUCCACUGUCCACGUAGGAUAUAUAUAUAUAUAGCGGUUCAUCCUUUUUUUUGGGUUUAAAAUUUUUAUUAAAAUAAAACCGUCAUUUCAUAUAGCGGUUUACUAAAUGUUUUUUUGUUAAACCGCUAGCUAAAAUAGUGAUUUUAUUUUAACAAAAAUAAAAAAGAAAAUAUAUGUGUUUGAUACCAUCCUACGUAGAUGGUAUACAAGGAAAUAAGUUUGCUUGUUACACAGUUAUGAAAAAAAUUAAGGGAAAAUUAGUAAAAUAUACCAUUAAAUGAGGUAGAGGUUUAUAACUUCAAUUUUGGUAAUGAAUCUAACUUUUCAUAUUCUAUGAAAAUAAAAUUAUACAUAUAAAAAAAGACAAUGUUAUACGAAACUAGGUUUAAUGGUUAUAUUUAGUUUAAAGUUUAUCUUUAUUUUAAUUUCUUGCUUGGGAAUUAGUCUUUGUAUUCUUAUUUUAAGGCUUAUUUUUAAUUUUAGAAUAAAAGAUGAGAUCGAUGUUGUUUCUUUAUGUCUUUAAGUUCUCUUCUUUUUAAAUUUCUUAACUAUUACAUUUUAAGAGUU
Messenger RNA from Amaranthus tricolor (Joseph's coat), 3570 nucleotides. RefSeq lists its product as uncharacterized. NCBI's taxonomy places the organism in Eukaryota, Viridiplantae, Streptophyta, Magnoliopsida, Caryophyllales, Amaranthaceae. The transcript has 4 exons. The record is from RefSeq and is a predicted model, not a curated record. Bases 846 to 2000 code for a protein of 384 amino acids.